Hydatigera taeniaeformis is the source of this 900-nucleotide messenger RNA. The record is from the annotation of a GenBank genome assembly. Lineage: Eukaryota; Metazoa; Platyhelminthes; Cestoda; Cyclophyllidea; Taeniidae.
AUGUUCGCUUUGGACGUUCACGGGUUCGCCGUUUUCGUUGCUCGGAGGUCUCAACUUUUAACGACAGUCAGACAUUUUACAACUAGCUACCAGCUCAGCGGAAAGGCUCGAACGUACGAAAGCAAGCCUGUUCCUGGUUCUCUUGAUCACCUUGAUCCACUUGCUUGGGCUCAGAGGCUUUUUGAUUUACACGAAGCACGGAAGGCCUACACUUACUCAAAUGAGCCGUCACCGCUGUUCAUGAUAUGCAGGAUCAAACCAAUUAAAGGGACAACAUUCUUUGAGCGCGCAUUUCUUGAGAAAUAUGGAAUCGGACCCAAAACUAAAGUAAGCGUAGCUAUGCCUUGUAUUGCACCUCAGCAACAUCAAUGGAAGGUUGUCAAAAAUGCUCCACAAACUGUGAAGGAGAUGGAUCAUAUCAAGCACUUGGUCAGGAUCCAGCCGGUCUCUUUUCUUGAUGGCCUCCCUUUAUCUGAAGACGAUCUAGUUAACUUCCGGUUAUUACCGAACGGCGUCUUCGUGCGCCGUGGAAAUUCACCGUUCCGUUCUGGAAAAUCAUUGGAUCUUGCCGAGUUUGAGAUAAUUAAACAUCCAUGUGUCAGUGAGGAUAAAAUUCCUGAGGUAAAUGAAAACUCUCUAUAUUUGACGCGUAGUUACUUGAAAAGUUGGCACAAUCAGCGGUGGCAACAUCACAAACUUCUUUCUGAAUUUUUUACUGCCAAGUACAAAUAUCGACUUAAUCAAGAUGGGCAGGAAUACCGAUACAGUGGUUUAUGGCGAUUGGAUGAUGCGAUGCGACAGUCGUUGAGCCAACGCAAAAGCCUGGACGGCACUUACAAGGCUCGGAACAAUUCUCGUUUUGAAGCUGACUGGGGUACAUAUCCAUGGUCGUUCUACUAA